Molecule: messenger RNA, 4011 nt
Organism: Diabrotica balteata
Lineage: Eukaryota; Metazoa; Arthropoda; Insecta; Coleoptera; Chrysomelidae
Source: the annotation of a GenBank genome assembly
GAACUUUCGAAUAUAUGUUUAUGAUUGGUGUCUGUUGUGUCUAAUCGAUCAUAUUUUAAGUUUCAAAAUGGAUAUAUUGUAUAAUUUUAUUUAUUAUUUAAGUUUGCUAUCCUUUCCAUUUUUGGUGUAUUUUUUAUUUGUUAGAAAAAAUAAAAGUAGUGUUUAUAGUGGAAGAGAUUGGUUCUACCUUGUUAAAUUGGUUGUAGCAAAGAACGAGGUAAAAAAAUAUCAAGAGAAAUAUAGGAAACGACUAGAAAAAAUAGGAAACCGGAUAGAAACAGAAAUAUUUGCACCCAAAGCACAGUGGAUAGAUACGCAAACUUUCUAUGGUUUAGACGAAAAAGGAAAUUCAUUAUCUUUUAGACUUGAAAUUGGAAUAGAUAAAAUAGCAGAAGCAAGUUUACAUUUGCGACUACAGGAUGGCAAUAUUUAUGUUUUACCAGGAGGAACAGCUGGUAUUCAAACUACCGUAUCUAAAUACGCUUGGAAAAUAGCUGGUCUAAACGUGGAAAUUUUGGAACCGCUUAAAAAACUUAGAAUAACUUUUAAUGGACUUCUCAAGAAUCAGUCGUGCACAGAUUUUGAAAAAGUGGAACAUAUUCAGUUUAAUUUUAUUUAUACUGCCUUUUAUUCGCCUCAUUUCUUUCCACAAGAUAUCGAUACUUCAUUAUUUGCCAAAGCUGUUGCCAGUGAUCAUUGGCGGGAUGGAUCAUGGAGAAACAAUAUGAUUCCUCAAUAUGGCUAUGAACAACUUGGAACCCUAAAAGGAUUUGUAAAAGGCGAUUCUUAUCCAAUAGAGAACAUUUUAAAUUUACCUGGAAACAGGUCUAGGAGUAAAGGAAUCAGCGACCGCUUUCUUUUAAAACGAGGAUUAAGGUUAAUCGUCAUAGAUGAAUAUGGAACUAUAUUUAAUAUAAUUUUAAAAGCUCUACCAGAGGGAAAUUUUCACUUAAAUUAUGGAUUUGCACUUUUAAGUAAUGAAAGAAGAUAUCCCAUCACCGAUAUAGACCUUCAAAUGCGCCACGUUGGAGAGCAUAAAACUUUUCCAGAUUGUAUAAAAUCUCGUGUAAAAGUUAAUGGUAAGACUUACACAAUUGUAGUCUAUCUGAACAAACAGAAAAUAAUCAAAUCCAGUAGUAACACUGAAUACGGUUACGAAUAUUAUACUAUACCUGCUAAGUGCCAUAUAGACCUAUACAGUGGCAAUGCCUUGGUAGAAUUUUGGUAUGCUAAUAAAGGUGAGGAAGUAUUUAUUCCCAAACCAAAAUUGUUUAAGAAAUUAAUUGAUAGUAUACCAGAUAAACUUAUAACAGCUAUAAAAGAUGAAGAAUCUCGAAUAUUGGAACUUACUGGGGGAAAAGGAAGUUCUCUGGCGUUAUUAUCGUCCAUGCAAUCUUCUUCUUUUAUUGUUCCUGAUGGAUUUAUUGUAACUACGAAAGCAUUUAACCUGCAUAUGUCAAAAAAUACUGGGUUAUCCAAAUCUCUCUCCAUAUUAAAUGAAAUCUGUUGUGGAAAUAUCGAAGAAAACUUAGAGGAAUAUUGCAAAAAGAUUGAGGAGUCCUUUAGAAUUAAUACAAUAUACCCUGAAGUUCAAAAUGCAAUUAUAAAACAACUUAAAAAAUACUCACACGAUUCAGAGUCGUUAAUUUGGGCAGUAAGGUCAUCUGCCAUUGGAGAAGAUUCUGAUGAGCUGUCAGCAGCUGGUCAAUACAAAACAUUUUUGGGUUGUAAAAAUGAAGAGGAACUUUUUAAAAAUAUUCUUGCAUGUUGGGCUUCUUUAUACGACUAUAAAAGUGUGCAGUAUCGUUGGCAACAUGGGUUACCGAUUGUAACAGAAAUGGCAGUAGUAGUACAAAAAAUGAUUCAGGCUACUGCAGCAGGUGUUCUUUUUACUUGUCACCCUUCAACCUCUAAUCCUUCACAAAUGGUUAUCACAUCAAACUUUGGACUUGGUGAAACUGUAGUUUCUGGAGAAAGCGACCCUGAUCAUUUUAUCCUUAAUAGAACUUGGGAUGAACAAAUUUGUGUUAUGGACAAGAGAUUGGGCAAUAAACAUAAAGUAUUAAACAUGACAAAUGGCAGUUUAGAAGAAAUUAUAGAUAAUCAAAUAUAUAGCGAAGCUUGGAGUAUAUCCGAGAAGCAGGCUGUGCAAUUGGGUAAAAUUGGUAUUUUAUUAGAACAAGCUUUCGGAAAUCCUAGAGACAUUGAAUGGGCCUAUUUGAAUGAAAAAAUAUACAUACUUCAAUCUAGGCCUAUUACUACUCUAAAUCAAUGGUCAGACUUUGAAUUGUCACACGAAAUGGACUCUCCGAUAAGAACUAAAAAUUCAUAUUACACUGUAGCUAACAUAAGAGAAGUUAUUCCGAAGGCUGUCACAGUAUUAUCCCAUUCUACCUCAGUAAAAUCUACGGAUUGGGCUAUUCAAAAGUUCGCGCAGCAAAAUUUUGACCCGGCUUCCAGGGCAGGAAUUGUCACGUACCAACAUAACAUGCUGAUAGACGUUAUUGCGUUGAUACAUAGAAACAUAAAGUCUAAAGUACAUGUCAGUGGCUUGGUAAUGGAUCUAGCAAUAUUCGGACACCCAGUAUUAGAUGAUCAAAUCCAUGAAGUUAUUAAACACCGUUUUGGUAUUUCUUCAACCUUAAGGCUAACAAAAGACAUAACUAGAAUAAUGCUAAACGCUUGGGUAGAUAACGCUGGUGAGGCUAAAAGAUUGGUAAAUGACUUAAACCUUGAUCUUAAAGACGGGGAUGAUGCACUAAAAAUUUAUAUGAAAAUUGAUAGUAGUUUGGACACUGUAGGAAAAAUAUCUCUAUGUCAUGUUAAAACUAGUGGUGUUUCAGUAUUCUUCCAAAUUAUUGCUAUGAAUAUUAUGCUUGAAGGAAAAUCAGAACUGUCUACAGAACAUAUAUCUGAUUUCGCAGCCAUACUAUCGUCUUGCAAAGACGUUAUUUCAGCAGAAGUUCCUAAAUAUUUAGAAGAUAUUGCCAAAAUAAUAAAAGAAAAUGAACGUGCAGAAGCUUUCUGCAGUUUAAAUCCUAGUGAAGGGGUACCUUUUUUGAAAAAUCAUUGUCCCAAAGCAUAUGAAGUAUUUUGUGAGUUUAUGGAUAGACAUGGACAUAGAUGUCUUUAUGAGUUCGAGAUGAACGAGCCGAGUUGGAGAGAAAACCCAUCAUUAAUAAUCUCGAUGAUCCAAGCUAAUACCAAAAAUUUGAGGACUCAAAACAAAGAAUCGGAAAGUAUAGAGAAUAUAGUAAACAAUUUGAAAUCAAUCACGAGUAAUAUAACAAGAAGUGUUAUUAAAUUAAUUAUAAAAAAGAUUAGAAUAGCUGUAGCAUGUAGAGAACAAACCAAAUCAGAAAUGAUACGAAGUUAUGAUAAACUAAGACAGGCGUAUACGCAGCUAGGAAAGAGGAUGGUUUGUGAAGGAUUGAUACCUUCCAAGGACUUAAUCUACCAUCUCACUCAUGAAGAGAUAGGUUCUUUAAUACUCAAUAGAAAUCCUGUGUUAAUUACUAAGGCAGUGAGGAGAAAAAAGAUAUAUCCAAGGUGGGUGAAACUUGAAUUUCCAGAGGUAAUGGCAGGGAGUCCUACAAUAAAAAAGAGUAACACUGAUAUUUCUUCAGAUACAUUAACACAAAUUUUUAAGGGUACUCCUGUAUAUAGUGGAGUUGUUGAAGCUAGAGCAUGUGUUAUUACCAGAUUUGAAGAAAUAGACCAACUAAAGAUAGGUGAUAUUUUAAUAACAUACAGUACAGAUAUAGGUUGGACACCAUGUUUCCCAAUGCUUGCAGGGAUCGUAACAGAACUAGGAGGACUUAUUUCUCAUGGGGCUGUAGUUGCUAGGGAGUAUGGAUUGCCUUGCAUUGUAGGUGUGCAAAACGUAACCAAAAACUUUAAAACGGGUGAUAUUAUACAACUUAAUGGAAAUACCGGUGAAUUAGGAAAAAUUAAUUAAAUAGAGAUAAAAUGUAGAAUAAAAUAAAUAAAAGACCAUUAUUAGUUGGAUUU